GUACUUAAAUGUCUCCAAUUUCUUUAAAUGUGUACUCUUGAGUGUGCUUUGCUUACGUGCGUAAAUCACUGAAUUAGUCAAAUGUCGGGGAACAGAACAAUGUCACUUACCUCCCUUUUGCACAGACACACCCUGAUGGCACAAUCAAUUGUGUUACAUGUGUGAGGACAAAACCGGGAGGAGCGUGGGGGGAGUGAUGAGAGUAACUUGCAUACAUAGCAGCAUUCAUGCUGUUCAUAUUGACAUGCAUGCAAAGAUAUUUAAUAUUAGUUUUAAUAUUUAAUAUAUACAAUUUAAACGGUACUGCUUUUACAUGCAUAUGCCGUUUUAUUGCCACGAUGAGAAUCCGGCCAGCACUGACACUGUUCCCAUGGUAACCAGGGCACACCCAUCCCGAUUACAUCAGAGCUAUCUGCUGUACCACCAUGGUACCUUGUAGAACAUGAUGGGGGGGAGAAACAUCCUCCCUCUGUUUGCAUCCAGAGAGCAUCAUCAUCACCUCCCGACUGGCCUCUGAUUUUAAAUGCCGAUUUUAGAAGUUUCCAAUGUCAGAAUACCAGUUGGUUAUUAGCCCUAUGGCUGCAUGAGCAAUUUGAUUAUGUAACCACAUUGAUGUCAAUUUAAAGUUAUCCGGUAGGAUGCAUCCACAAACCAUAGCGAUUGUUGAAUCCCGCGUUUCAAAUAGUGGCCUCCGCUGGUAAAAGAUGCUGUGCGCCAAUUCACAGGAGUUGAGUAAAUAAAGCCUCAAUGAUGGUGUUACGUCAUUCUAUAUGCGCUACAACUGACUCACUGAUCUUAAACCGGACAAGUGUUUGAAGUGAAGCAGCUACAUCCACUUCUCCAUAAUGAUAGGAUCUCACAUACAUGCAGUGGGGGGCACAUGUAAAUGCAUGUCCUUGUUAAAUGCGUAAGGUAUGUUUAAAUAUGGCAGACGCAUAGCCUGGUGAAAUCUUGCUGCCUCUGUAUUAAUGUUUUCAAAGUUAUCAGUGAUUGCAUCAUUAAUGUGUACAAGAUUAUUAAGAUGUUUAGAUAUAUAUUUACAUGACAUGGUGCAGUCACUCCUUGUCAUUUUGAUGCAUGUGUCAGAUAUAAUGCAAAGAGGGCAGGAGGGAAUUAAGAUGAAUCACACUAAAAUUAUACUCCACUGUGAAUGUUGGCUUCUGUUGUGUAUUACCGGGUUUUCCUUACAAACUGCUAACUAUUCUAUCAGUCGCAACGUUGAGUAGAACCAACGUUGUUGGACUAGUAGUUGAGAAAGCUAAUAAACAUGUAUAACACAUCUCAGUGCAAUACUGCAAACUGCAUCUACAAAACAAUAUUCAACAAAUUAACACUGUCAAUCAAAAUUGAGCAAAAUAAUUUUGUAAAAGGUAAUUUUAUGCAUAGAUUGUGCAAGUGUAGCUAAUAUUGUGGUGAGUAAAUUGUGUUCAUAAAUCUAUUUUAUAUGAAAGUUGGAUGUUUCAAAGGGCAACAUGUCCAAGUCCUACAUUUUAAACUUUUUGGCAGCAGAAGUCCCAUUGCAUGUUUGCACACUUGGGCUGAUGACUUGUUUGAGGCCACAAGGAUGUCUUCAGUGAUUUAAUGAGGUCAGGCUAAACUAGUUUCACUUCAGGAAAAAAAAAAGAGAAGGGUGGGAGGGAUUCUUAUUCUUGUCACGGGUGAUAAUCACUUGCUCUGUUUUCUUUAUGUAUGAUGACGAUGGGCGCUAAUAGCUAACAGGCCCCUCAAUGGCACAACAGUCAUUCUGUACGAAAUGACGAAAGCGUUGUCUGUUCAAUUUGUGUGUUUGUAUAUAUUAAGUCAUAAGACUGACCUCCUCUCCUCAUCCCUUUACAUGCAGGUUGAGUCAUUGUACUGGUAAGAGACCUCUGCUAACCUGCCUUUGUCCCUUUGUUUUCCACAGUAAAAGGGAGUGGCAGUCUUGAUCUUUACGGGGGUGCACACUCAUUAUGUCCCUAUGGAUCCCCAGAUUCAGACCAACUAAAUCUCUGCCAAAGAACACCUCCCCCCCACUCCUUUUCUCCAAUCUCUCGGUGAUCAAAUGGAGCGAAUAUGGUAGCUAUGGUAACUGCAUCAGGCAGGUGCUCGGCAGACUAUUUCCACCAAACCAUUGUGAUGUAGCACCCGUAAAUGGCCACUGUAUGUGCGCGUCUUUAGAAGGGAUUCAAUUUGAAUGUUAAAGCAUCAAAUGGUAGUUUUAAAGUGUUGGUUUUAAACUCUGCCACGAGACCGCAGUGCUGCCCGAGCUUAAAAGACCAUAUCGAAAUGGGAGUGUGUGUGCUGGAUUGCAUUGUGCUUCUUUGCCAACCCAACCCAUAGACGCCCCCCUUAAAGCGCUGUCACUCAUCAGACAGCUGCUGAUUGGCUCGUGCGGUUGUAGAACCUCCUUUCCUCUGCAAUGUGUGCGUGCGUGUGUGAAGGGGGGGACAAACGCACCCCCCCCCCCCCCAACACUCUCCUUUUGUCCGUGAAUAAAGCAGCUGCCUCUUUCCCUGUUCAGCCAUGGGAGCCGCAGCUAUUGACCUGCUCUACUGGAGGAAUGUGAAGCAGUCAGGGGCCGUGUUCAGCGGCGUGCUUCUUCUCCUCUUCUCCCUGACCCAGUUCAGCGUGGUCAGUGUUGGGGCCUACUUAGCCCUGGCUGCCCUCUCUGCCACCAUCAGCUUCCGCAUCUACAAAUCUGUGCUCCAGGCUGUGCAGAAAACGGAUGAGGGGCAUCCUUUUAAAGGCUACCUGGAGAUGGAAAUCUCUCUAUCCCAGGAACAAAUUAGCAAAUAUGCUGACAAAAUCCUGCUCUACACCAACACCUGCAUGAGGGAGCUGCGCAGGCUUUUCCUUGUUCAAGACCUGAUUGACUCUUUCAAGUUUGCUGUGCUGAUGUGGCUUCUGACCUAUGUGGGCGCUCUCUUCAACGGCCUGACACUGGUCAUCCUAGCUGUGGUCUCCAUGUUCACCAUGCCCGUGGUAUAUGAGAAGCAUCAGGCACAGAUAGAUCAAUACGUGGGACUAAUAUGGACCCAUGUCAACUCUGUGGUGGGGAAGAUACAAGCAAAGAUCCCUGGGGCCAAGAGAAAGGAGGAGUAGAUCCACAAGUUUCAUGGAGGACGCUCGCUCAUGCUUGAAGAGCGCGGUCACCGUCAAAGGGGCAUCACGCUUUGUCAUCUUGGUAUUCUCUAAAAGCAUCCACUAGAGAAGCCUUCACCCUGUCUAGAGCAGUGUAAACACUAAUAAAACACACAAUCACAUUCAUAACGCCUCUAGGUAUACAAGUUCACAACUCAAAAAACUAAAGAGACAAUACUUGUUUGUGUUUAUUAUUCAAAAAAGCAUGAAGUCGAGCUUUGGGUAAAUAUUUGCUAUAUUUUGUGCCGUUUUGAAAACCACGCCUAAUUUUAGCUUUUGCAGUGUUCACCACAAACCUGUAUGGUGUGGCACAAAAAAAAAUACAGCUAAGUGGCCACAGUUUUGCUCUGCUGCCAAUGUUCGCUGCUUCAUGUUCAAGUAAGCAGAUGGGGCUUCUCACAGUGUGUGUGUGUGCACACACACACACACACUGAGUCCCCUCCGAAAGUAUUCUAAUGGCAAGGUAUAUUCCUUUGUUUUUGUUGUAUAAUGAAGACUUCUGGGUUUCAGAUCAAAAGAUGAAUAUAAGACAAAAGUUCAGAACGCCAGCUUUCAUUUCAUUUACAUCUAGAUGUGUUAAACAACUCAGGACAGAGCACCUUUUGUUUAAAGCCACCCACUUUUCAAGUGAGCAAAAGUAUUUGUAGAGACUAAAGAGAUUAAAUUAACUUAAAAGUGAAUAACAUUUCAUAUUUGGUGGCAUAACGCUUACUUGCAAUAAAUGCAUCAAGCCUGCGACCCAUUGACUUAAUUUGAAAUGCUUUUCCAGGCAUUUACUGCAGCCUCUUUCAGUUCUUGCUUGUGAGGGUUUCUCCCUUCAGUCUCCUCUUCAGGAGGUAAAAUCCAUGCUCUAUUGGCCUGAGGCCUUUUGAUUGACUUGGACUUCAUCAGGGUGGAAAAGUGGAAGGUCUUAGACUGGCUAAGUCUAUCACUGGACCCAACCUGAGUUGUUUAACACAUCUCGUUGUAGAUACCAUGCAAUAAGAGCUGGAAUUCUGAACUUUUGAUCUGAAACCCAAAAUAAAAAAUAAAAAAAACCUAAGGAAUUGACCUUGCCGUUCCAAUACUUUUGGAGGGGACUGUAUAGACGAUUUCCUUUUGGUGUUUCCAAGCACAAACUAAUUUUAAAAUAUGCGUCUUAGAUGUGGUAUUAUAGCUUUUUGCUUUUGUAUACCAAUAAGGAACAACACACAUGCUAAUGUUGUGGGUACUGUUGUACAACUACUAUGAAGACAAGGGGUAUCUGGUGAUAACAAGCUUGUUUGAAUAACUGUCCAACUUUGUACUAUGUUCUACUAUACUGUGUAGUUCCCUAGACCCUGAACUCUUAACUAUUUGCACUUACACUAUGUAUUUAAAUACAAGAACAUGACAAAAUAAAUGUACCUUGAUGGAUAACAUU
Molecule: messenger RNA, 4522 nt
Organism: Phycodurus eques (leafy seadragon)
Lineage: Eukaryota; Metazoa; Chordata; Actinopteri; Syngnathiformes; Syngnathidae
Gene: rtn1a
Product: reticulon 1a
Exons: 7
Coding region: 2503-3081 (192 amino acids)
Biological process (GO): endoplasmic reticulum tubular network formation; brain development; neuron differentiation
Cellular component (GO): neuron projection; postsynaptic density
Source: RefSeq, a predicted model, not a curated record